This is a messenger RNA of Lates calcarifer (barramundi perch), 6402 nucleotides long. It is a transcript of the gene runx1t1, whose product is annotated as RUNX1 partner transcriptional co-repressor 1. NCBI's taxonomy places the organism in Eukaryota, Metazoa, Chordata, Actinopteri, Centropomidae. Gene Ontology annotation, molecular function: transcription corepressor activity. Gene Ontology annotation, cellular component: nucleus. Gene Ontology annotation, biological process: DNA-templated transcription; negative regulation of DNA-templated transcription. The record is from RefSeq and is a predicted model, not a curated record.
UUUGGUUUUCUCACAUUUUGAAAAAGACACGAUUUCUUUAACCUAGAGCGACUCGACGUUUAAAGGAUUCUGGAGGAAAGUAACGAAGACGAGUAAAAAGAAAGAAAGAAAGAAAGAAAAUAAUCAGACGGGUGCCCCUGCGCACUAACUGCAUCCUUCCUCUCCAUCUCUUUCUCAUCUCUCCUCCUUCUCCGCCUCUGUGCGUUUUUUAAAAGCAAGACUACCCCGGCUCUUCCCCGAUCCUGCGUUAUCCCUCAGUGACUGAUCGUUCACCGCAAGCCCCGUGUGACGCCCGUCUUCUUAUGUUUUUAUGGUCGGAGUUUGAACCACAUUUCUGAGCUGCUGGAAGUAUACUUACUACACCGCCAGAGCCGCCCCCCUCCCUCCCCGCCACCGCCGAGAGCUGGCCGGACUCUGCAGCUUUCGUCUUCCCCGACACGAGCGGAUCAUCGAGGGGACCUCGCGCGGAGUCUAAAGGACUGGAAAUUAUUUUGCCCUCUCACAUCAACGUACCGCAUGGUGGGAAUUUCUGCCUCUUUUCAGUAUCGCACUGGGAAGCGCUCCACCAUGCCCGACUCACCUGCGGACGUCAAGACACAGUCCAGGUUAACCCCCCCUACCAUGCCGCCCCCACCCAGCACACAGGGAGCACCACGCAACAGCUCCUACACCCCCACAACUCUAACCAAUGGCAGUAGCCACUCCCCCACAGCGCUCAACGGCGCUCCGUCCCCCCCAAACGGCUACAGCAACGGCCCCAGCUCCUCCUCCUCAUCCUCUCUGGCCAACCAGCAGCUGCCGCCGGCCUGUGGCGCCCGGCAGCUCAGCAAGCUCAAGCGCUUUCUCACGACCCUGCAGCAGUUCGGCAACGACAUCUCGCCUGAAAUCGGCGAGCGGGUCCGCACAUUAGUGCUAGGACUAGUGAAUUCCACGCUAACCAUCGAAGAAUUUCACUCCAAGCUCCAAGAAGCCACCAACUUCCCUCUGCGACCUUUUGUCAUACCAUUUCUGAAGGCCAACCUGCCGCUUCUUCAGAGGGAGCUGCUGCACUGUGCCAGGUUGGCCAAGCAGAACCCGGCCCAGUACCUGGCCCAGCACGAGCAGCUGCUCUUGGACACCAGCACCACCUCCCCGGUGGACUCCUCCGAACUCCUGCUGGACGUCAAUGAGAACGGCAAGAGAAGGACGCCAGACAGAACCAAAGAGAAUGGCUUCGAGCGAGAUGGUGCCCUGCACCCAGAUGUUCACCCCAGCAAACGGCCCUGCACCAUAAGCCCCGCUCAGCGCUUCAGCCCGUCCAACGGGCUCUCCUACCAACCCAAUGGCCUGCCCCACCCAGGCCCACUCCCUCCGCAGCACUACAGACUGGAUGACAUGGCUAUCGCCCAUCACUACCGAGACACCUACAGACACCCUGCCUCCAAUCAUCGGGAGAUCCGGGAGAGAGCCAGGUCCAUCGGUAUGCAUGCAGGGACCAGGCAGGAGGAAGUGAUUGACCACAGGCUGACAGACAGAGAGUGGGCAGAGGAGUGGAAGCACCUUGACCAUCUGCUGAAUUGUAUCAUGGACAUGGUGGAGAAAACAAGGCGCUCGCUAACAGUACUGCGGCGGUGCCAGGAGGCCGACCGUGAGGAGCUCAACUACUGGAUCCGACGAUACAGCGAUGCCGAAGAGCUGAAAAAGGGUGCCGCUAGCGGGCAGUCAAGGCAGCAGAGCCCUGCAGCCCAGGAAAAUACAACAUCAGAAAUUCACAGGGAGCUGCUGCAUCGGCCUGUGUCUGGCUACGUCCCUGAAGAGAUCUGGAAGAAAGCUGAAGAGGCAGUGAAUGAGGUAAAGCGGCAGGCCAUGUCGGAGCUGCAGAAGGCCGUGUCGGAGGCUGAGCGCAAGGCACAUGAGAUGAUUAGCAGCGAGCGGGCCAAGAUGGAGCGCACGGUGGCCGAGGCCAAGCGGCAGGCGGCCGAGGACGCGCUCUCCAUAAUCAACCAGCAGGAGGACUCCAGCGAGAGCUGCUGGAACUGUGGCCGCAAGGCCAGUGAGACGUGCAGUGGCUGCAACACAGCGCGCUACUGUGGCUCAUUCUGCCAGCACAAGGACUGGGAGAAGCACCACCACGUCUGUGGUCAGACCCUCCAGGCCCAGCAGCAGCAGGCCACCCAGCAGCAGGGAGGCGUCCCUGGGUCAGAGACCCCGGCUCCCAUCAGCUCAUCAGCCUGCACCCCAAGCAGUGGGACUGGGAGUCCGGCUGCUACCCCGCCUGCUGCUACCCCUCGCUCCUCCACCCCCAGCACCCCGUCCUCCUCUGUCCUGGAUGGCACACCACGCUAAGAGACUCACACAGAGGAUGGAGGCAAAGGCCUCCAGGGCCAACCCUCAACCCCCACAAACAGCAUGACUGUCUACAUUGCCUUGCGAAGAUGCUAAGCUAACAUGGAUAACAGAGAGAGAUGGCAAUGCUUCUGUCUAUCUUGCAGCGUAGUCAUAGAAGGAGGAGGAGAUCCAUAAUCAGGUCAUAUUGACUUGCCAUGACUUUAAAGAAACACAAAGAUAUUCUUUGUUUUGAAUGAAUGACUUUAAAUAUUGACAUCCUUUUAUCGUUACACUUGCUAUUCUUGUUGUCUGUUUGUCGUUGUGCCUGUUGUUGUUAAUGUUGCUGUCAUUGUAGCUUAUCUUGUUUUCUCCUGUAAAUAUGAGACUCAGACUGAGCAGAGAUAGCAGUGAACUCAAGACAAGUAUAUCUGACCUCCCCCUUUUUUUUAAUGUUUUUAUUUUCCAUCCUUGAAUUAACACUUAUUUCCUUCCUGUACCUGGGACAUGAGACUAGUCAACCUCAAGAAGACAUUUUACCAAACAGCAUACCAAGGGAACAUACCUGGCUAGGAGAAUGUCAUCAACGUUCUUUGUGAGGAAAGAAAUUAAGACUUAAAUACUCUGAGAGACACACUGGCGGAUACAUAAACAAGUUUGCUGCCUGGAGAGGGGAGAGGGAUGGACUGAAUCUCUGGUCCACAGACUGCCAUGAAAUGGGCAGAUGUGCAGCAGAUUGCAAGCAGAGCCAGCUGUUCAACCAAUGUUAUUUCCCUCUCACUUGUAAUAAUAUCCAGGUCAGUGGGCUGGGAAAUACAAAUCCAUCUCCCCGAAGGAUGUAAAAGGAAGAAUUCUUGGACAAGAUACAAAACUUUGCCCACCGCACAUGUGGAGGAUGUACUCACUGCAAUUCGCACGUGCAUGCUCGGUGGGUCGCGGAAGCUCUCAAAACAGGAAGUGAAGUCAUCAUCCCCACCAGUGAGACUGUCAAAUCAGCUCGACAGCAGUUGCUGAGGCACGCAGAGCUGAAACCUACAGUGUGAAGACUCACCCCCAGACACUCCUCUCCCGUCUCAACUCUGAAAAACAUUUUCAUCUUUCUUCAUGUUCUUUUUCUAUAGAUGUCAUGGUGUUUAAGACUUCUGUCCUGUGGUGUCAUCAAUGGUUAUUUAUUGUAUAUGUGUUGGACAAUUGUGACAAUGCAUAGUACUUCAACCAGUCACAACUCUUAAGUCCUUCAUAACUCUCUCUCUCUCUAGCUCGUGCAAAAAGAGAUAAAAAAAAGAAGUGUUAUCUUUUUUCCAAGCUGCUUUUCUAUUCUGUGUGUAAGUGGUAGAUCCCUCGUAGUUCUAUAAGUUUUACUUCCCUUUGUCCUCAAGAAAAGACACAAGCUAUAUCUCAGAGCUGCUACUUGAGUCCGACCCAGAUCUUUUCUGAGAACUAGCAUGUUGCGCGGAAUGCUAACCUAAAUGUUUUGUACAAGGGACAUACAUAAAUGUAUUUGCACUGUCACAGAGGUUAUUUCGGCAUGCUUCUUUUCAGCAUACUUGUGUUGUCGGUAUAGAGCCAUAAUUCAUCAACCAUUUUGUAUGUAGUGAUAGCAUAAUCUGUUUUUACAUUUUUUUGGGGCGAUGGGGGUAGGGGUGGGGGAGUUGAAAAAAUGUAAAAUCACCAAACCCACAUUUUUUUCUUCUUAACAUGCUAACAAAAGCAGCCAUACAGUUUUUUUUUUCUUUUGAAUAGUUACAGACAGUGCAUGCACAUUACUGAACGUUUGUUAAAUAUUUGUUAUUUUUUAGAAAAACUGAAAAACAACCAAAAAAAGUAUAAAAAAUACAAAAAAUAUUCUAACAAACUAACUUUCCAAAUGCAGAGGUGUAGACUCCGAUUGACAGCUUUAACACUGCAAAGCACCAGGUAACACACAGUAUUAACACAAGAGAUAAACAAAAAAACAAAAAAAAAAAAAAACAACACCAAAAACAGCCAAAGACUGACACCAAGGACCAAAAUCCUGAUUUAAACAAUUUUCAAAAGAGGUUUGUUCACAUAAACAUUUGGUUAUUUAUUUUUAUGCAGGUUUUGUUCACACAGAACAAAAACCAACUUCAGUGUCAUGAAGUCAUUUAUUUUAAUCUCCCUAUGGAAACUGAUAGCACUCAUCUUGCAUUGUGGAAUGAGAAGGUGUGAAUUAAACAUAAUGAACAUUUCACAGCAGCGUUACAUUUUAACUGGAGCAAUAAUAACUAAUGUGACAUGAACACUAAUAACUUAUGUGAUCAUUUUGUUGGAGAAAUUCUUGGGAUAUUUUUCGAUCUUGCUUGUGCAUUUUCUCAUUACACAAAUGUCAGAUUAAGUGCCCAUUUCAGCUUUAAGUUCUUUAUUCUUAAAGAGGUGAAUGUGAGACUGGGCUUUCACACCAAUGUCAUUUACAGCUGUUUUAUAUUUAUUUAUAUCAGAGUAUGUCAUUAUUUUCCUUUGGGAUAGAUAAUCAGUCGCAGCUUUGUUGUAAACCUUCAAUGUAAAUCAAACAAACCUCUCAUUCGCAGUAAGAGAGCACUUACCCUGACGCACACAAAGGCUCUUCACCCCAAACACCUUGGUGCUACACAGAAGCGCGUUACAAAUUCUGACCUCAAGGAACAAGUGGAGGCCCACAAAGGUUCUGGGCAGUUUUCUCCCUCUGUACUUCCUCAUCUCUCCCUUCUUGUCUAAAUAUAAAAUACACACCUGCAUCCUUGACUCUAAAGGGUUAAACAAUCCAAAAAGGUGUAUAACACCCUACUUGCGACUCCUCAGAUGCUGUGAAGAAACAGCCAAGCUGUUUUAACACUAGUGUAUUUGAAAGUAUACAACAAAUAACGUGUGUGUUCAUCAUUAUCAGGGCGAACCUGGGUUUAAAAAAAAAAGAAGAAAAAAGUAAGACAAACAUUAUUGCUCAAUGAUUCUUUGAGAAGCUCUAUUUUUUUCUUUCUUCCCUCCUCUAUGUGUGUUUUGCUACAAAUUCCUCGGUGGCAAACAAGUCUCACUCUACCUCUUACAGCACGAUAAGAGCAUCAGUCGCGGCGCUGAUACUGGUCUAGUCGAAACCAAAUGGGCACAAGAGAACAGGAAAAUAAAAAAACCCAAAGUCAAAGCUCAUACAGCUGCAAAACCAUAUCACUACUUGGUAACAAUGCAGACCUCAUAAAUAAAUGAAACAUAAAUGAAAAGAAAUGAGAAAAAAAAAGUGAAAAAAAAAACUUUUGUUAUGUUCCUUUAUGCCUGUGGCGUUUCUAGAGUACAUCAAGAGUUUGAAUUGUUUGAACAGAUUUAAAAAAAGAAAUUGUGCUAAUUUUAAAGAAAAGUGUCAUUGAUUCCUAUUUCAAUGACACAAGCUAAGGUCACAGUUAAGAAAUGUUGUUUCUCUCUCACUCUUUUUUCUCCCCCGUUUCCCUUCCACCUUUUUCUCCUUUUCUCUUCUCUGUUGUGAAGACAUGCUAAAGUGCUUGUCGACUUGUCAGCUGGGGUAAAUGCAAAAAGGGCGGGAUACACAAAAGGAAAAAGCUUGUAAAAAAUAAAAACAAAACUUAAAAAAAUACUAAGGCUAUGAAUUUAGGCAUGCCUGUUUUUCACAAUAGCAGGAAAUGUUAUUUAAAUUUCCUACUUUAACCAGAAACAUCGGGAAAAUGUGCAGGGCCAACGGUGAACAGCGAACGCCGUAGCAUUAAUCUGGGGGGGAGUGAGUUGAACUUCAGGGGUGGGAGGUUUUUUUUUUCUUCUUCUUUUUUUUGCGUUCUCUUGAGAAAAUUUAUUGUGAAAAAAAGAGCUCAAAUGAUUUGAAGUUGUUGUGCAAUACUUAAUUGAGACAAGAAAACCACAGGUUAGUGGUAGGCUGACACUGAGCGGUCUUUCCAUCGCUUAGGGUCAGUGUCCUCUAGAGAGCUUUCCAGUCUACUAUGUCAGAACUGUGGUUUCUUGUUGAUUUUAUUUCUUUUAGUUUCUUUUUUAAAAUUCUUUUUUGGGCUGUAAACUAUGGUCUGUCAGUCUGUGAAACUUUGCAGUAUAAUUCUGGUAUUGUUGUUCUCUUUACGGUGUAAUAAAUAUGUUAAUACCUGC